Messenger RNA from Limulus polyphemus (Atlantic horseshoe crab), 6675 nucleotides. Its product is annotated as trifunctional nucleotide phosphoesterase protein YfkN-like. NCBI's taxonomy places the organism in Eukaryota, Metazoa, Arthropoda, Merostomata, Xiphosura, Limulidae. Gene Ontology annotation, molecular function: hydrolase activity. The coding region runs from base 466 to 2229 and encodes 587 amino acids. The record is from RefSeq and is a predicted model, not a curated record. The transcript is spliced from 14 exons. Gene Ontology annotation, biological process: nucleotide catabolic process.
CGCGAAAAUCAACAACGCAGCAUUCUACUGGCGACUGACGUGAGAGCGUUGCAACUUUGCGAUUUUAUCACUAGACGUGGCGAAUUUGGGUUUCCUUGACAACAAAAGAUUGUCAGAGCGACUACCGACAAUAGUGAUUUCAGUGAAACAAGUCACCAAUCUGUAUAAUCACAAAAUAACUCAUCUGCAGUUAACUGUGAUAAAUACAAUCCAUGAUCUUAGUACAUUCUGUUGUACGCCAUUUUUACGUUAUUACGUCUACAUAGCCUUAACAAGUUGUGAUGUGAGACAAGCGGCACCUGAUGACUGUGAACAUUGUAGUUAGUUGAGGGAGUUCCAUCCACACAAUCCAGCUACAUCCAAAGAAAGGGAAUGGAACUGGAACAAGGAUAUUAUGAAGAUUUAGCAAACAUUUUUGAGGCUAACUUCUAUUGUACUUGCUGUGAAGACAAUCAAUAAACAACUAUGCCGGCAGAGAAAGCUGUUGUGACCAUUCUUCAUUUCAAUGACUGCUACAAUGUCGAAUCUCAGCCUCAAGAACCAGCUGCAGGAGCAGCCAGAUUUUGUCAUGCUCUCAAGAGCUUCAGUGACUUGGAUCCUAUGAUACUUUUUAGUGGUGACAUAUUUGCUCCAUCAUUUAUGAGCACCUUCACCAAGGGAGAACAGAUGAUACCUUCCCUCAAUGCUUUUGGUGUCCAUUGUGCUGUUUUUGGAAAUCAUGACUUUGAUUUUGGCAUAGAUAAUUUAAGCGACUUUGUGAAGCAGACAAAUUUUCCAUGGCUAAUUAGUAAUGUGAUUGACAAUGAUACUGACCAGCCUUUGGCAGAUGGCCAGACUACCUUUAUCAUCGAGAGAGGGGGAAAAAAGUUUGGGUUGAUUGGUUUGGUGGAAGAAGAAUGGUUAGCAACGCUAGCUACUAUAGAUCCAGAUGAUGUUACUUACACAGAUUUUGUAACAGAAGGCCGCAGGUUGGCUCGUCAAUUAAAGGACAAGGAGGAGGUUGAUUACGUCAUUGCUCUUACCCACAUGAGGUGGCCCAAUGAUUGUAGACUUGCUGAAAAUGUUGAUGAAAUAGAUCUUAUCCUCGGAGGUCAUGACCACGAUUAUGAAGUAAAAAAGGUCAAUGAAAAAUAUGUGAUUAAAAGUGGGACAGACUUCAGAGAAUUUUCCAAUCUCACACUGACUUUUUCUCACUCUGUUGUGGAUUUGAACAUUGAGAGGAUUGAAGUGUCAUCCAAGUUUGGAGAGGAUCCAGACUUAAAAAAACUGCUAGAGAAAUACACUGAUGUUGUAGAAGGAAAGAUGGACACACUUCUUGGCCAUUUUACUGUUGAUUUGGAUGGCCGCUUUACCAGUGUUCGAACAAAAGAGACAAAUCUAGGUAAUUUUAUUUGUGACACAAUGUUGUCCUCAACUCACUCUGAUCUGGCAAUUCUUAACUCUGGAACCUUGCGUUUAGAUAGGGUUCAUCCAGCAGGGGCUUUCACGAUGAGAGACUUAGUGACAAUGUUGCCCAUGCUGGAUCCCCUUAUCGUUGUUAAUGCUACAGGUGAACAAAUAUGGAAAGCUUUAGAGAAUUCUGUAUCUCAGUAUCCCAAGCUAGAAGGGAGAUUCCCUCAAGUUGCCGGUGUCAGUUUUGCUUUUGAUCCAAGGAAAAGUCCUGGAAGUAGAAUUGACCCCAAGUAUAUAAAAAUUGGAGAUGAGUUUUUGAAGCUUGGUCAGAAAUACAAGCUAGUGACAAAGAGCUAUCUGGCUCAAGGAAGAGAUGGAUAUGAUGCACUCAAAGAUUGUGAAGUUCUGAUGACAGAAGAGGAAAGUCCAGAGCUACGUACUGCUAUAAUAAAUCACUUUGAGUCGAUCAAAGUACUUACCGGUGCUAUCCGUCGUCGCUCUCGUCACCGUCAAAGUCUAGUGUGUUUAUCUCGAAGGCACAGUAUUGUAAAAUUGUAUGAGGACAAUAACCAUCAAAUUCAUCGUGCUCCUCUGCGACGUGGGACUAGUUUGGAUGCAGUUAGUAAACGAAACCUAUUUGUUGCUAUGAGACAACCAUCACUUGAUGACAUAGAACAAGAAACAUGCAAGUUGGAUCCAAAAGAAGAUGGUCGAAUUUCUAUCUUGACUGGAGAGGUCAGAGAAAAACUGGAGCAAGAGAGAGAGGAACAAAUGAGUCACUUUAUGGACGAGGUGAUAGAAGAAGAGUCAUCUUUUGGCAGUUUCGACAAAAACUAGCAAAGCCUCAUUCCUAAGCCCUUAACAAUUUUUUUCCUGUGUGUAUAUAAAUUAUAUAUAAGCACAAUUUAAAUAUAUUAGUUCUAUCUUGAUUUUAAAAUAAUUACAGGCACGUCGUCUAUUGUAAAGAAUUAUGAAUUUAAUGUACUUUCAAGCCUGUAAACGGUUUUUGAAGAGAGAUGUUAUCCAAUGCCAAUAUUUUAGAGCUACAAAUUACUUGACAUAUAGUCUAGUUUUGCUUGACUAUACUCUUGAGCUUCAAACUUCUUAUUGAACUAAAAACAAAUUAUUGACAAUAUUGCUGUGCUUUAAAUUAAAGUUUUGAUUAGUUGAAAAAUGUUACGUAUUACCUAUGAGUAGUAUUUUUGGGUUUACAGAAUGGAAAGUAUUUUAAAAUGUGUUUUAUAUGUAUUAAUAUUAAGCAUAAUCGUUAUACUAUGUAGAUUUGAAUAUGUAUAAAUGACAUACUGGACCGGGAACGUACUUCUUUCCAAUUUAAAACUUGUUGAUUGAUUUUCGCACGUGGUAAAAGUCGCAAUAUAUUUAUUAAAUAAACCCCUAUUAUGAGUUUUAAGCAACCAUUACUUUUUGUUUUUAACCUGUUAAAAUUGUGUCUUUUUUGAAGAUUAUUGUCACCAUGCUUUAAAAUCUGUAGUUUUAACUACUUGUUUGGGUGUAAAAUGAUUAAUUCCGAAGUUAUAGAUAAUUUAUAACAUCCACGUGUGUUAAAGUUAGUGUAUAAAAUGUAUGGAUUAUACAUCUUGAUGAAAGAAAAAUCUUAUUGCACUAAAUUAGUAAAUUGUUUAACAAUUUAGAAUUAGUCGUUAUAUAUAUAUCCAAACAAAGAAAAAUAUGUCCAGAAUAUUCCAAUUAUAAUUAGUGGUGUUAAACAACAAAAAAUAAUUUGAAUAUAUUAAAAGUAUUCUGGUAAAAAUAUUAGACUUGCAAAAUAAAUAUCUCAAAUUUCCGAACGCUAUGGUCGACCCCCCCUCCCCUACAAAAAGCUGGAAACAUUCAUGAUUUAAAAUAUAGAGUAAUUUCGACGUUCACAAGGAAGCGAUUGGUAAGAUAGCUUAUCGCUUUUGAUUUGAUUUAUUAUUCAUUCAUAUUAGUUAUUUCUUCUUUUUUUACCCAAGUGGAAGAUAAAGCUAAGUACGGCAAAAUUUAUUAUUAAAGCUGAAAUAUACUAUCACAUAACAUGUAAUUAUUGUAAAAAAUCUUAUCAUACAAGUACUUUAAAUUCAAUAAAAAUACUGAUAUAGGUGUAAGCUAUAUCUAAACUGUUAGAUUGAAGUGAAAUAAGAGUUCAGCAAAAUGGCGUACAUAGUAUACAAGAGUAUGUUACUUUUAUAUGUACAUAGUGCAAGGAAAUGUUAAUAAAUCUAUAGUAUAUGCAACGUUAAACCUAGCAAACACAAGAUGAAAAAUAAAACCAUCAAUAUAAAACAUCCAAACAGUCCAUUUGAUUUCAGAUCGCCAUGUUUAAGUUACCUAGUAAAUUUAGGCUGUCAAUUAUAACUGGUUCAUUUAGUGGAAUUCUUGUCAAAUCUAUGUUGUAUGUUAAAGCCCAUUUGGUGUAAAGGUGCCAAGUAUAAGUUGUUUGUAAAAUCCAUGUGUUAUAAAUCUUACCAAGUCUGUGUUGCCUGUUAAAGUCCAUUUGGCGUAAAGGUGCCAAGUAUAAGUUGUCUGUUAAAUUAUUGUGUUAUAAAUCUUACCAGGUCUAUGCCAGUUAAAUUCCAUUUGGUGUAAAGUUGCCAAGUAUAAGUUGUCUGUUAAAUCCAUAUGUUAUAAAUCUUACCAGGUCUAUGCCAGUUAAAUUCCAUUUGGUGUAAAGUUGCCAAGUAUAAGUUGUCUGUUAAAUCCAUAUGUUAUAAAUCUUACCAGGUCUAUGCCAGUUAAAUUCCAUUUGGCGUAAAGGUGCCAAGUAUAAGUUGUCUGUUAAAUUAUUGUGUUAUAAAUCUUACCAGGUCUAUGCCAGUUAAAUUCCAUUUGGUGUAAAGUUGCCAAGUAUAAGUUGUCUGUUAAAUCCAUAUGUUAUAAAUCUUACCAGGUCUAUGCCAGUUAAAUUCCAUUUGGUGUAAAGGUGCCAAGUAUAAGUUGUCUGUUAAAUCCAUGUGUUAUAAAUUUAACCAAGGCUAUGUUGCUUGUUAAGUUCCAUUCGGUGUAAAGGUGCCAAGUGUAAAUUGCCUGUUAAAUUCUCGUGUUAUAAAUUUUGCCAAGUCUAAGCUGCCUGUUAAAGCCCAUUUCUUUGUACAGUUAUCAAUUGUAAGUUGUCUGUUAAAUCCAUAUGUUAUAAAUUUUACCAAGUCUAUGCUACCUGUUAAAGUCUAUUUGAUGUAAAGGUGUCAAAUCUGUUGAUCCAAACUAGUUAUCUGUAUCUUUAUUCGUAAGGUGUCAUUCGCUAUUUCUUAAAGCCAGAAAAUAAUUUUACUUUCAACUAACUGGGAUGAAGCAAACAAACAAAUCGGUCGAUUAACUGGUCUGUCUGAUCUAUGAUUAGUGAGGUGUAUCGUUCAGUCCUUUUGUUUUUGACGUUAGGAUUCUUUGAAUGGUACUUGUUAGAGUGAAUGCUCAGGAUUGUUCUCUUUCGCCAAUGAGUACAGCUCAUAGUUCAGUGGUUCUCAAACUUAUUAGGUUCAAGUACUACCUUUUUUUAUAUAUAUAAACCCAAUUUUAAAGAAAACGAAAACCUAGUAGCAAAAGUUAAUAUUUUUACACAAUUACCUCUUAAUAGAAAUGACGUGAUUGUUUUUUCUGGCACAAUUGAGGAAUAUGAUUUUUGUCAAUUUAACGGGAAGAAAACACUGGCGAGUCUAGAAGUGAGGAGAAUAGUGUGCAUAUUUUGCAUAUGAAUAGAUUUUAAUAACCUCUAAGUCAAUGUCAUUUGUUAUGUAUUUUUUAGUAUUUUAGCUAUAUUUCCUCAUGAAUGUAUUUUGACAGUUAAAAAUGGGUCGUAUUCAAGUUUCUAUCGAGUUUUCAAGGUCAUGAUGAAGGUAAAGCUGGAAGUGAGUUCUUGAAUGAAAAAGUUUCCCUUUUUUAUUGUCGCAUUAAAAUUAGUCUUAGCUGCUACGUAGAAUAUUUUAGACAAAGAAUGUAGUAAAUCCCAAAAUUAUUUAUGUUUGUCCUUUGGCAUAAUCCAUUCAUUAAUUUUAAGACUAAAGACAUUCUAACAGCGUUUUGUUUGUAAAAGAAAUUUUGUGGGGAAAUAUGAUGCCUGUAAGUAUCCCCGUAGUUUAGUUUUUGAACCAAAAGGAAGAAGCAGAUUGGAGAACUUGCUUAUGGUACCAUAAGAUUGAUGUUGAACUUCAGGUUCAGUUUCACCGAAGAAAUGAUUUUAAAGACAAGUUUCUUAAGCAGUAUUCAUCCUAAGCUAUGCUCUGUAGAUCGGUGGUUCUCAAAGAUAAGUUUCUUAAGCAGUAUUCGUCCUAUGCUAUGUGUUGAAGAUCGGUGGUUCUCAGCCUUUUACAGUAAUGUACCCUUAGUUAAUUUUCAACACUAUCAUGUAUCCCCGCAGUGGCGCCAUCAGAAAUCAGCGUGUGUUUGAGUAAUUUUGUACCCCAUGUAUCCCCGGUUGAAAACCACUGCUAUAAACAGAUGUCUAAAAAAAUUACUAUAAAAUUUGUUUUAUGUUUUUACUUGGUGCUUAAGAAUAUGAUAUUCCGUGGACCGGGGUCUCGAAAUUACACUUAAUUAUGCAACACAAUAGAAUAGUAAGAUACUGGAUAUAGUUAAUUCUAACGUUUUCUUUCGUGCAUUUGUAUGAUUGUAUUGUUGUUUAUUUUUAUAAAACAAUUUUAUGAUGCCAUUUUCUUAAACACCAGUAUUAUAUAGUAGAUUUUAAUACCAAUGCUGUAGAGUAUAGAUGAAAGUUUUUGUUUCGUAUAUACGAGAAAAAUGAUUCUAUUCAUUAGUACUUUUAUGUGUGCGAUUGUCUGCUCAACAAUAUUUGACACUUAUUAAACCUUACUAGGAUCAUAACUUCAGAUUGUAUUGUAUGUCGGACCUUGUAUGAUGGUAUGUCAUUGAUGCUUUUGAGCUUAAUUAGUCCAAUAAUGAAAACUUAGAGAAUCGAAUCAGAAGGCACUAAAAGAGUUGACAGUGCACGUGACCAAUUACUGAAAUUCUGAAUGGUCACUUAUCUUUUCUCACUAAGGAAAUAUGACUGUAGCUUUCAUGAUAGCGAAAGCAAUGUUUUAUUAACCGUCUUUUUGACUCUUUAUUUCUUAAUAACUUAAGUCCUUGCAUAACAUCCAAACGUUUAUAUAUAUAUCUUUAUACACAUGCCUUUUAUAUUUGUGUAAAAAGGGUACUUGUUUUUCAACAUUUGUGUGUAAGCUCAAGUCCCUAAACCAAAGUAUCUCCACUUUUUUUUUGAAAAAUUACUGUAAAAUAAAAUGUGUUAACUCACACUAUAUAAAAUAAAAGCCAACUAUAACCAGCUGAUAA